Molecule: messenger RNA, 2904 nt
Organism: Conger conger (European conger)
Lineage: Eukaryota; Metazoa; Chordata; Actinopteri; Anguilliformes; Congridae
Product: probable flap endonuclease 1 homolog
Exons: 11
Coding region: 113-1171 (352 amino acids)
Cellular component (GO): nucleus
Molecular function (GO): manganese ion binding; magnesium ion binding; RNA-DNA hybrid ribonuclease activity
Source: RefSeq, a predicted model, not a curated record
UUCGUGGUGGUUACUUCAUCAAAUAAGCUUGAUUGUUUACAUUUUCUUGCUUCGGCUUGGCUAUAUCCUCCCACCAACGCACAAUAUUUGCUUUAUUUUAUAAAGAUUCAUAAUGGGUAUAACAAAACUUUCUGACUUAAUCCGCAAUGAAGCACCCAGUGCCAUCUCUUACAAGGAAAUAAGUGACUACACAGGAAAAGCCGUUGCUGUGGAUGCAUCCAUUGUGCUCCAGCAGUUCCGCACUGCGAUCCCAAGACUACAUAACCGCAAUGGAGUAAAUCUGAGCCCCCUCACUGGCCUGUUCUUUCGGACACUGAGCUUUCUGGAGCAUGACAUUAAGCCCGUUUUCAUAUUUGAUGGGCGUCCACCCGAACAGAAGAAGAGAGUGCUAGAGAAAAGAGCCCAGGCUGCUGGCUGGUCAGGGUCCUAUUGCUCCAGCUCAGUUUCCACUCAGAACCAGGACUGCAAGAGUCUCCUGCAGCAUUUGGGUGUGCCUUAUGUUCAAGCACCUGGAGAUGCAGAGGCCUACUGUGCCCAGCUGGUGAAGGAUGGGAAGGUGGAUGCCGUGGCCUCUGAGGACAUGGACACCAUGGCGUUUGGGAGUGACCUGCUCAUCCGCCAACUCAAUGCUAAGAAGAACAGCGAGGUCAUGGAAUACUCUCUGCCCAAGGUACUGGCUGCGCUGCAGCUGACAUACAGAGAGUUUGUAGACCUGUGCAUCUUGCUGGGGUGCGACUACUGUCAGAAGAUACAGGGUCUCGGGCCAAAGAAGGCCCUGAAGCUGAUUCAGAAGCAUAAAACUAUAGAGGCGGUGGUGCUACACAUCAACAGAGAGACACACCCUGUCCCACAGGAAUGGCGGUACAGAGAAGCCCGUGAGCUGUUCUUCCAGGUGCCUCACGGGAGUCCGCCAGCUCUGGUUUGGAAAGAGCCUGAUGAGCAGGAGCUGGUCAAGUUCUUGUGCCGCGAGAAACAUGUGAAGGAGGAGAGGGUAAGACGACGGAUGGAGAAUUUCCGUCAAACUCUGAGGGAGAGGAGAAGAGAAAGAGAGGAGACAAGCAAAGCUGAGAAGAGCAAACAGACCUGCAUAAAGGACUUCUUCCGGGUGACUCGAAAGAGAGAGGCCGCAGCAGUCUUGGAGGUGAGAGGGAAGAGGGCUAAGCCGGAAUAAGUCCCAAACUGCAAUGAGGACUGUCUGAUUUUUCCAUUUGACUGAUGAAGAUGCCUUAUUACAGUGCUGAGUUAAUACAAAGCUUCACUGGACAGCAAACCUUCUCCAAGCAAUCUCCGAGGGUGGAUGGAUUACAUUAAAAGGGGGAACUAAUUUUGUGGACAGCCAAUGGUAUAUUGCUGGUUGGAUGCCCUACUGUUGUGCUCCAAAAAGUAGACCUGCUUUAGUUUCGAUUUGCACAAUUCAUGCUGUAAACAGACAGAUCUGAUAGCAUUCUUAUCUCAUUCCUUUACGUUUGUUCACUGACAUAGAUUUUGUGAUACAUUUGUGAUACAUUUAAUCUCUUUACAAACAAUCUCUUUUACCAACACUUUUAGUGUUAUUAGCCAAUAAUAUGGGAUGCUCAUGUGACCACAAAAUAUGCCCAGCUAUUUUAGUUUUACACAAAAGAACAUGUUCAAUCAUGAGUGUAACUACUACUCUACUUCAUUGCCUUAAUAACCAACUCGGUUUGAAAUAAUGUAGCGAGCUAACUGCCAUCCAAUCGUGGUGCUGUGUGCCAAAAAUUGUAUCACAUUAUUCUGAUGGUUAUUUGGUAUUUUAUAAUUUAUUACUGUUUAAGUGGAGUGUAGGUUGGAAUGUAAAGGCUCAGAUUCAGUCCCACCAGGGUUAGGCUGAGUUCUUUGCCUUACCAGCGAUGACAUACCAGUUUCCUACAGGCUGUAGUCAUCAGUGAGAGAUGUCUCCUGCAUUUGCGCUAGCUGUCCUGUAGUACUAUGUGGUCUUUUGAGCAAUCCCAGUACUGGGGACCCACUGUGUGUGUUGGUUUUCUUUCCUCCUGGAAUUGCAGAAAACUGCUAAUUGUUCUUAUUUAGACAUUUUAAUGUCUAACCCUCUUGCAGCCACAUGAUAUAAAAAAUAUCUAGGCAUUUUAAGGAAGAAAUAAGUCUUCAAAUAAAACAUUUAAUCGAACAUAUACACUAAUGCUAAUGAGUUUCUGUGCUUUAUGAGAAAUUGGAACAUAAUUUAUACAGAAUUUAGUAAAUGAUGUACUGUCAGGUAAAAAUCUAUAUGAUGGUAAUUGCUGAAAGUGACUAUUUUUGAAGAAUUAACUUGACAGCAUAUGUCAAAGACCAAAGCUUCAACUUAAAAUAAAUGUUAUACAAAAUGAUUGAAGAACAAUUGAGCAAAAUGUGGCCUUUAACAAAAACCAGCAAGCACAGUGGGGCCUGGGGAUUCAUUUUGCGCAAUGCUGGUUUAGUGAGUAAUCUGUCUUGUGGAGGCAGGUGCACUGCAAUAAUGCAUACAGUUCAGCUGCAGUGCUCCUUGUAUGCCUGGGGGGACAACAAUGAUGCAAAAGGCACACAUCACAAUUCAAAAUUUAGAAGAAGAAAUGCAGAGGUUAUAGAGGUUAUAUCUGUAGCCUAAUAUUUAGCUGCAUUUGAUGUCUUUAGUUGUGUGCAUGUAUCUUCAAACUUUUCAGUCAGAGGCCAGUACCAUUACUUGCUAUUCUGUUUCUGUUGCCCUAUUCUUGUAGCCCUGUGUGAUUUUUACUAUGAUGGCAGUCACAGUUAUAUUAGUCACUCCAGAUUAUAGCAGCAUCUGGGAAAUAAAUGAAUGGAUGAACAUAGUUUAAAAAGCUGAGAAAAAGCAAGUGAGACUCAUCUUUAUAAUCUCCAGUGUAAUCCAUAUGAAACCCAAUUUACAUUGUAAAAAGUGCUUUAAGUACAAAA